Messenger RNA from Chanos chanos (milkfish), 2164 nucleotides. RefSeq names its product BTB (POZ) domain containing 9 (gene btbd9). Gene Ontology annotation, cellular component: cytoplasm. The record is from RefSeq and is a predicted model, not a curated record. Gene Ontology annotation, molecular function: protein binding. The transcript has 11 exons. Lineage: Eukaryota; Metazoa; Chordata; Actinopteri; Gonorynchiformes; Chanidae. Gene Ontology annotation, biological process: circadian behavior; modulation of chemical synaptic transmission; adult locomotory behavior. Bases 204 to 2030 code for a protein of 608 amino acids.
GAGAAAUUCGACAGCUUCAAAUAGGCAGCUAUUUCGUGUAAAUUUAAACGGACCAACUAUUAAUUUGACCGAGUACACGUUCUUGAUGAUCCAAACAACCACUGCAUGCAAAACGAGAAGACAGUCGAAGGAGAAGCGCAGAUUAACGCUAAAACAUUUGGUUUACACAUACUGAUGUGACUCCCCCCUCCCCUUUUGUGGUGAUGAGCAACAGUCAUCCUCUGCGUCCGUUGGGGUCGGUGUCAGAAAUCGAUCAUGUUCACCUGCUGUCGGAACAACUGGGCGCUCUGGUGCCCGGUGAGGAUUAUAGUGACGUCACCUUCAUCGUGGAGGAGAAACGAUUUCCCGCCCACAGGAUCAUAUUAGCCGCACGAUGCCAGUAUUUCAGAGCACUGCUGUAUGGUGGGAUGAAAGAGUCUCAGCCUCAAGCGGAGGUAUGUUUGGAGGACACGCGAGCAGAGGCCUUCUCCAUGUUACUACACUACCUGUACACAGGCCGAGCCAGCCUCAGCUCAGCCCGCGAGGAGGUUCUGCUGGACUUUCUGGGCCUUGCUCACCGCUACGGCCUUCAGCCCCUUGAGGACUCCACCUCAGAGUUUCUUCGCACGGUGCUUAACACACACAACGUCUGUUUGGUCUUUGACGUAGCCAGUCUGUACUCUCUUAGCGCACUGAGCGCAGCCUGCUGUGCCUACAUGGAUCGCCACGCGCCUGAAGUUUUAGCCUCAGACGGAUUCCUCACACUCUCUAAGACGGCUCUGCUCAAUGUCGUCAGGAGAGACUCGUUUGCUGCAAGUGAGAAGGAGAUCUUCCAGGCUCUCUGCCGCUGGUGUCGACAGAACAGUGAGGGUGACUCCACACAGGAGGUGAUGUCAGCGGUGCGCCUGCCACUCAUGACUCUGACGGAGAUGCUGAAUGUGGUUCGUCCGUCGAACCUGGUGAGCCCAGAUGACCUGCUGGAUGCCAUCAAAACCCGCUCCGAGAGCCGAGACAUGGACCUGAACUACCGCGGGAUGCUCAUCCCUGAGGAGAACAUUGCCACCAUGAAGUACGGAGCCCAGGUGGUAAAGGGAGAGCUGAAGUCUGCGCUGCUGGACGGAGACACGCAGAACUACGACCUGGACCAUGGGUUCUCUCGCCAUCCCAUCGAGGAGGACGGACGUGCUGGGAUCCAGGUCAAACUGGGGCAAGCGUUCAUCAUCAACCACAUACGGAUCCUUCUCUGGGACCGCGACAGCCGGUCGUACUCUUAUUACAUCGAAGUGUCUAUGGACGAGCUGGACUGGGUCCGUGUUGUGGAUCACUCGAAGUUCCUGUGCCGAUCCUGGCAGAACCUCUACUUCCCAGCCCGAGUGUGCAGGUAUGUGCGCAUUGUGGGGACGCACAACACGGUCAACAAGGUCUUCCAUCUGGUGGCUUUCGAGUGCAUGUUCACACAUCGACCCUUCACACUGGAGAAGGGUCUUCUUGUGCCGACCGAGAACGUGGCCACCAUCGCAGCGUGUGCGAGCGUGAUCGAGGGCGUCAGCCGCAGCAGAAACGCCUUGCUCAACGGAGACACGAGAAACUACGACUGGGACUCAGGCUACACCUGUCACCAGCUGGGCUCGGGAGCCAUCGUCAUUCAGCUCGCUCAGCCGUACACUCUCAGCUCCCUCAGGCUCCUUCUGUGGGACUGUGAUGAGCGUUCCUACAGCUACUACAUUGAAGUUUCCACAAAUCAGCAGCACUGGACUAAAGUGGUGGACCGCACCAAAGUGGCCUGCCGGUCUUGGCAGACUCUGCGAUUUGAAAAGCAGCCUGCCUCUUUCAUACGUAUUGUAGGUACACACAACACUGCAAAUGAGGUCUUCCACUGUGUGCAUUUUGAGUGUCCAGCUCAGUUGGACACAGAGGUCAAAGAGGGCAGCCCUGGACACACGUCCCCCGAUGCCAGCUCCUCGCAGCAGACACGACCCCCCCGCCCUUCGCGCACCCACAGCUUGCUGCCCUCUUCCUCAUCCUCUUCAUCCUCCAACACCCAACACUGAGGAGGUGCAACGCUGGCCUUUGAAUGUUGGGGGGGGGGAAGACAAAUGUUUUGUUCAUAGUCUCUCAAGACAUCACUGGCAAAACUACAUGACGCUGCUAAGCUUCAUUUGAGCUUCAUUUCUUAUGGGGGGGG